Messenger RNA from Mesorhabditis spiculigera, 615 nucleotides. NCBI's taxonomy places the organism in Eukaryota, Metazoa, Nematoda, Chromadorea, Rhabditida, Rhabditidae. The record is from the annotation of a GenBank genome assembly.
AUGGACAUGCUAGCGGCAAAGACCAACCCCGAAAUGGCAUACAAAUUUCUUUUUAUUGCUGUUUUGUUUCUUGCUUAUUUUGUAGUUCAACCUUACGUCGUAGUGCUCGUAUCAUCAAGUGCUACCGUAUCCUACGCACAAAUCGAGAAUUGUACAAUUGCCUGCUUGGAGAAUGAAGAGUUUUGUGUGGGCAUGAAUUUUGUGGGUGACGAGUGUAUACUUGUUACGGACAGGAGUGCCGCGAUCGAAUUCUACGUCUAUGACCGGAACCAAAUCUCGACACUAGGUUGUCCUGGUGGGGAUAUCUCGACGGAGGUGGCAAAUGAUGGAAAUUGGAACAGCUGGGGCCCAUCUACCGAAUGUCCAGCAACUUGUGGGAUGAAUGGUGUCUAUAGCCAUAACCGGACUUGUCCAACCGAACCGCAGACCCGCGGCUACGAGUGCGAUGGCAGCACCAUCGAAUACUUGGCCUGUCCGGACCCAAUGUGCACGUUCCCGAACGUAAGCUGCUAUGAGGAAUUCUACACUAAAAAGCUGAACACGACAUCGAGAAUAUACACUUGUCAAUUGAAGCCGGGUGCGGUUGAUACAAGACUCGAACAAGGUGUCGAAGAC